This is a messenger RNA of Ostrinia nubilalis (European corn borer), 1760 nucleotides long. Its product is annotated as saccharopine dehydrogenase-like oxidoreductase. The record is from RefSeq and is a predicted model, not a curated record. The transcript is spliced from 8 exons. NCBI's taxonomy places the organism in Eukaryota, Metazoa, Arthropoda, Insecta, Lepidoptera, Crambidae. Bases 555 to 1583 code for a protein of 342 amino acids. Gene Ontology annotation, biological process: glycolipid biosynthetic process. Gene Ontology annotation, cellular component: mitochondrion; lipid droplet; plasma membrane.
UGCAGUUUGUAAGUGCACCUGUAGACCGACUCGUUUUUGCUAUUUUUCUUUCAUGGAAUAAUCUCACUUUUCAAAUAAGUUAGGUAAAUACAGACGGCGUCGACACGUGAGAUCAUUAAUAUUUGGUUGUUUAACCACAAAAUUGGUCUAAUUGGUCCCAGAGGUGAGGGGCAACAUUUGCUUUUUUCAAGUCACAUUUAUGGUACUACCUGUUAAUUGUUUAUUAAAAAAAAACUAAAUGUGUUUUUCCUGAGGGUUUUUAAUUGGGCUUUCAAAUAACAUCAAUAUUGGUGGUCAGAAGAAAAGCUUUAUUGUCGCGGGAGGUGCGAUUUCUUUGACGUCAAGUGUAGUUUCCAUUGGAACCAAAGGUUAAAUAAAAUCAAAGGUCAUUAUUAUCUUUUGUCAGUGUAAUGAAUAUUUUCCAUAACGCUUAGGCUGAGUUGCACGACCUAAAUUUGACCGUAACUUUGACGAUAACCGUUGUUUUUUGCGUAGACAUAUCCGGUAUCAAAAUUAUAAUUGCUGACGUCAGCGAUCAGUCGUCGCUGACAAGCAUGUGCAGACAGGCCAAGGUGUUGCUGAACUGCUGCGGGCCUUACCGCCUGUAUGGUGAGCCGGUGGUGCGUGCAGCUCUCGAAGCCAAGACGCACUACGUCGACAUCACUGGCGAGGAAGAUUUUAUGGGAACAAUGCAGAUAAAAUAUGACAAUGAGGCUCGCCAAGCUGGUAUUUACGUAAUUAGUGCAUGCGGUUUUGACAGCAUCCCAAAUGAUAUGGGGGUGAUUUUCUUGGAGAAGAAUUUCCAAGGCACUCUACACUCAGUAGAAUCGUACUUAUCACUCAGCACCGUCAAGGAAUACCAAAAGGAGGCGCGUAAAAGUGGUGUUCUUAACUUUGGAACAUGGGAAUCUUUGGUUUAUGUAUUCGCCAAUUUCACUGAGAUUUUGAAACUGAGAAGUAAACUAUAUCCAAAAAACGAAUCCACCUAUAAGCCAAAACUGAAACAGCGAUAUAUUCAUAAGCAAAAUGGAAAAUGGGCAGUUCCUCUCGUAAGCCCUGAUGGGUCUAUCGUGAAACGCACGCAGCAUCGCCUCUUAGAAACCAAUAACAAACGUCCUGUACAAUUUCAACCUUACAUUGUUCUCCCUAGUAUCUCAUAUGUUUUUCUUCUUGGUAUAAUCACCAUGUUUGUCGGCAUCCUCUCCAAAUUCAAGUAUGGAAGAGCUUUGCUUUUAAACAAACCGGAGUGGUUCUCCCUGGGGCUGGUGUCAAAACAAGGACCAACACAAGCAGUUAUGGACAACACGUGUUUCACUUUUGAAAUGUUUGGACGUGGCUGGGAUAUGGGACAAGAUACUGAAGCUUCUGAACCAAAGAAAACAGUUAUAGCUAAGGUUUCCGCCAUGGACCCUGCUUAUGGAUUCACGUCCUUGGCACUCGUGCAAUCAGCCAUUGCUAUUCUCAAAGAAAAACACAAAAUGCCAUCAACAGGAGGAGUCUUUACGUCGGGCGCUGCUUUUUGGAAGACAAGUCUUGUAGCUAAACUACAAGAAAAUAAUGUUAAAUUCGAAAUAUUUUAUUAAUUUAAGAUUAUCGUGUAAAAUGUAGUCCUUUUACCUUAAUUAUUAUGUUGGUAUUAUUGACUAAUCGGAAUCGGUACGCACUUUGCUUGUUUUUAUCGCCCCAACUCUUAAAUCCGCGACCUUUAAUAUAAUUUAUAAUUCUUCCUUUAAUACGUAAAUUAAAGGUAUUUAUAAUGC